AUGAAGUUCACCACCACCGCCGUCAUCCUCGCCAUCUCUGCCCUCACGGCUGCCAUGCCACAGGGCCCCAAUGCCAACCGCCCAGUCCCCACGGGCAACUGCUGCAUCGCCAACACGAGCUUGAAGGAGGAUGUUUGCAAUGUCGACGGCCAAAGCGGUCGCUGCGUUCCUGACGGUAGCAAGGGCUGUGACACCCGUCUGACUUGCAUUGCAGACAGUGACCUCACUUGCGAUCCUAAUGUUCUGGAGCGUGGCCGCCCCAAGUGUCGUCGCACUGGCGCUUAG
Exserohilum turcica Et28A is the source of this 285-nucleotide messenger RNA. RefSeq lists its product as uncharacterized. Bases 1 to 285 code for a protein of 94 amino acids. The record is from RefSeq and is a predicted model, not a curated record. The transcript is spliced from 2 exons. Lineage: Eukaryota; Fungi; Ascomycota; Dothideomycetes; Pleosporales; Pleosporaceae.